Messenger RNA from Dichotomopilus funicola, 444 nucleotides. RefSeq lists its product as uncharacterized. The transcript has 4 exons. The coding region runs from base 1 to 444 and encodes 147 amino acids. The record is from RefSeq and is a predicted model, not a curated record. Gene Ontology annotation, molecular function: glutathione peroxidase activity; glutathione transferase activity. Gene Ontology annotation, cellular component: membrane; endoplasmic reticulum; nuclear envelope. NCBI's taxonomy places the organism in Eukaryota, Fungi, Ascomycota, Sordariomycetes, Sordariales, Chaetomiaceae.
AUGUCCAUCGUCCUCCCCAACGACUACGGCUACGUCCUUCUGGCCGCCACCUCGACCUUUGUCGUCAACAUUGUACACGGCUUCCUCACUUCCAGCAGCCGCAAGGCCGCCGGCAUCAAGUACCCCAACAGCUACGCCAGCGCCGAGCAGGCCGAGAAGGACCCGCGCGCUUUCACCUUCAACUGCGCCCAGCGUGCCCACAACAACUUUACCGAGAACCUGACCCCUUUCCUCGGCGCUCUCCUCAUCGCCGGGCUUAAGUACCCCACCUUGGCUGCCAGCUUGGGUGGUGCGUGGUCUGUUUCCCGCGUGCUCUUUGCCAUUGGAUACACCUCCAAGGGUCCUUCGGGCCGUAUUGUUGGCUCGGCCGCCGGCUCGCUGAUCAACUUUACCCUAGUGGGUACCUCGGUGUAUGCCGCUCUAGGCUACGCGCUCAACUGGUAA